Messenger RNA from Nothobranchius furzeri (turquoise killifish), 7199 nucleotides. It is a transcript of the gene slc16a2, whose product is annotated as solute carrier family 16 member 2. Gene Ontology annotation, biological process: transmembrane transport. The record is from RefSeq and is a predicted model, not a curated record. Gene Ontology annotation, molecular function: thyroid hormone transmembrane transporter activity; monocarboxylic acid transmembrane transporter activity. NCBI's taxonomy places the organism in Eukaryota, Metazoa, Chordata, Actinopteri, Cyprinodontiformes, Nothobranchiidae. Gene Ontology annotation, cellular component: membrane.
CCGACACAGCCCACGACUGGACUCGCACAGGCUCACUUAUUUUGUUCUGGCAGCGCGUGAACGUGAAAACGUCAGUAGAAAGAGGAGGAGGAGCCCCAAAUCGUUUCUUAACACCGCCCGCGAGAUGUCACGGACCGGGUGCGGACCGCACAUCGACUGCAUGACAGCACGUCGGGGUGUCGAGGCGGAGCGGACCCACCGAGCGGGGGAGGCAAUUCCAGAAAAUAAGCGGGUUAAGCCUCAGUUAAGGUAGUUUCUGAGAACCUCUAAUAAAAAAAGGAAGAUUUGGCUGGUGAAUUCCUGGAAAUAUAGACCCGGACCACAAUGACAAAUGCAACAUUUGCAUGUUGGGGUUUAUUAUUCGAAGUUGACGCUCAGACUUUGGCUUCCACCAGCGUGUAGGAGGCUCGUGUGCCAUUAGGAGACCGCACACAUCUGACAGAUAACCAAUCAAAUCUGUUAUUCAAAUCGCUGCUCUGCUCUCAGUGACCUAUAUCACAUGCAUGCGCGUCAAAACCAAAACCCAGCAGCAACCGCUCCUCCAGACCAGACAGCAUGGGGACCAACGGGUUAGACAGUAAGGCGCAGCCGUCCAGCGAAGUGUCCCGGACGGAGCAGCCGGCUGCAAACCCCCAGAUGGAGCCCAGAGAUGCCUCCAUCGAAUUGGAGAGCAGCAAGGAUGGUCUGCCUGCGGGAGGCAAGGGUGAGCACAGCGCUCUGCGGCUCUCCCCGGCUCCGGAUGCAGAAGCUGGGAUGCAUGGUCACGGACCUGGCUUCGUCCCACCCGAAGGAGGCUGGGGCUGGCUUGUGGUUUUUGCUGCAACCUGGUGCAAUGGGUCCAUCUUCGGCAUCCAGAACUCUUUUGGUAUUUUGCACGUGAUGCUGGAGAAGGAGCAUGCAGACCAAGGCCAGUUUAAAGUUGCUUGGGUCGGUGCCCUGGCUAUGGGCAUGAUCUUCUUCUGCUCACCUGUGGUCAGCAUGUUCACGGACCACUUCGGCUGUAGGAAGACAGCUGUCAGCGGGGCAGCACUGGCUUUCAUAGGACUACUCAGUACGUCGUUUGCAAACUCUUUGAUGCUUCGAUACUUCACGUACGGCAUUUUGUUUGGCUGUGGCUCCUCCUUCGCUUUCCAGCCUUCGUUGGUCAUCCUUGGGCACUACUUCCGCCAUCGCCUGGGCCUGGCCAAUGGUGUGGUCACAGCUGGGGCCAGCCUCUUUUCCUCAGUCCUACCACUUUUUCUAGGGAAAAUGGAACCUCUGGGUCUCAGCAGAAUCUUCCAGAUUCUUAGCCUUUUCAUGCUGGUCCAAGCCCUGCUGGCAUUAACGUUCAAACCUUUGCUUCCCGCCGGAGGAAUGGGCCCGCCGGGCAUGGGGCCUGGACUUGCUGAACCUCAACCUCAGGCUACUACUCAGAGCAUGAGCAGGUGGAGCGAGGCCCUGGCCAGGAUCAGGAAGUACUUCAACUUACGUGUGUUUCACAUCGUGACGUACCGUGUGUGGGCGUUUGGAGUAGCAACAGCUGUGUUGGGAUACUUUGUGCCAUAUAUCCAUUUGAUGAAGUUUGUGAAGGAGAAGUUCAAAGCAACUGAUAAGGAAUGGGUCCUCCUGGUUUGUAUCGGAGCAUCAUCUGGGGUGGGACGCCUUACCUUUGGGAAAAUUGGUGACCUCAUUCCUGGUUUGAAGAAGAUCUACAUGCAGGUGGUGUCGUUUAUCGCGCUGGGCUUGAUGUCCAUAAUGAUUCCUCAGUGCUCAGUGUUUGAGGCUCUGGUGGCUGUGUGUGUGUUCUUGGGGCUCUGUGAUGGAUGCUUUCUCACCAUGAUGGCUCCCAUAGCUUUUGAGCUAGUUGGGCCCAUGCAGGCGUCACAGGCCAUUGGUUACCUCCUUGGUCUCAUGUCUCUCCCUAUGACAGCUGGUCCACCCAUUGCUGGAAUUCUCCACGAUCACUUUGGAGAUUAUACGGUAGCGUUCUCCCUGGCAGGGGUACCUCCUAUGGUUGGGGGUGUGGUGCUGUUUUUUGUUCCCUUGAUACACCGCAGGCUUCAGCGAGGCCACGCAUUGCCGGAGGAGACAUCCACCACUGCCCACAUGUUGCCCAGCACCCCACCAGCCGAGGAGCCGAGGAGCUGUUCCAACGGAGACAUCCUGCCUGGUUACACCGACGUAGAGACCCACAUCUGAGUCACAUCCUACCAAGGGAUUCAACCCACCAGCACUUUUCACAUCCGUAGAUCGCCUGCCUCUCUAACAGAAGUCUCAGCUAUGGGCUUCCUGUUACCUUAAAUCUGUCACCCUUCCAAAUCCCUGCUGGCUGUUUGCUUUUCCGUGCAAUGAGAAGGUGAGAAGGCAACUCUAACUAAAGAGGGUAAAAAGAAGGAGCUUCAGUGUUGGAUGAUGGAGGAGGAAAAGCACACCAUUCUCUCAUCUAGGAGCAUUUUAUCGCUGGGAGUCUGUGGAAACAGAAAAAAAAGACUGAAUGACGGCAUUAAUCUUUCUACCAGAGCGUUGAAUCUGCUUAGCUCUUUGAUUUUAAGUCAGCUCAAUGCUAAGAUGAAGAGGCAUAAAAAGUGAGAUGUAGUAAAGGGAAAAGUUCAAAUGUUCUUUUAUCUAGUACCUCAUACAUGUAGGUUUUUAUUACAUUAGCCUAUGUUACUUAAACAGUCUUUUCCUCUUACAAGCAGGAUUUAUGCACUCAGCUUUCUUCUAUUGCAUGUGCUUUCUGCUGACAGCUCCAACAAAAACACGGACAUCUCUUUGUAAACGCAUCUUCUUUUAAAUGUGUCCUCAAAUAGAUGAGUCGCCAGAUUCAAUCAGCUCAGCGGGAUUCAGAUCCUGAUUACAUUCCCAGUCAGGGUCAGAAACCUCAACAGGGGGACUUUUAUCUCUCUGCCUUCAAGGCAGACAGAUGUGUGAUUGUAGCAGCAGAUGAUUUUACAGCACGCUUCAUCUUUUUAUUGUGUUUUAGAAACUUUUUGGUCAAUUUUUUUGCUAUAUGUGAGUAUAAAGAUACAUUUCUGAUGGAUGAAUGAAUGAAUAGCUGACGCAAGAUCCUUCUCAUCAGUCUGAAAAAUGUUUUUAGUUUUCACAAUCAGCAAAAAGUUAUUUUUGCAUUUUAAAGUUACUGCAACAAAACAAACAAACAAAAAAAACCCAACAGAUUUCUACUAUGUUUGCUAAUUGUAGCUAAAAUAUUUGGAAUAGUUGUUAUAUUAAGCGUAAUCACUGUUAGUUUUUUAUCAAUUACAAAAAAGCCAAAUAUUUCUACUGUUUUAGUUUAAACUGUUCCUUCAUUCAAGUGCUUGUGUGUGUGUGUGUGUGUGUGUGUGUGUGUGUGUGUGUGUGUGUGUGUGUGUGUGUGUUUCUGCGAUUCGUUGACAGAGAUGAUUUAGCCACAAUAUAAAACCAUCACUAAGACAGCAAAUAUCAGAUUACAGAAGGAUCUUGAACAGAGUUACCUGUCAGUCCUUGAAACAGAGUUCUGCUUUGUCUGCCUUAUGGCAUGACUCCAGUAAGCCGUAGUGUGCGUGGGUCACAAGUAGGGGAGGAGCUUGUGAAAUAGUGACUGGGCUUAAAGCUUCACAGGAGGAGUAAAGUCUGGUCACGUGAAGAGCUACACGCUCACCUUACUCACUGCUGUAAGAUGUUGGAACAUCCAUAGCAGCUCUAUAAAAAGAAAAAAGCAUUUCUGUCCAGCAUGUUGUUAGUGAGCAGAUGAGACGAUCAAAUCUGGCACGGUCCGAGGGAGCAGUGCCACCUUGCAUUUGGCUGGUUCUGUGAUUGUUGUCGAGCUGACAUGGCAGCAGGUUAGGAAGAAGCCAGCUGAAGCCUGAUUUGAUCAUUUGCUGUGAUUCUGUGGUCCAAUUAUUUUGGUGUUCUUUACACUGAUGCUUCAGUGACGUGAGUCACGUGUGGUGACCUCUCACCACACAUAAAAAAGUUUAAGGACCUUUUGGUUUUUGUUCCGUCAUCUGAAUGUGAUCAAGUAAUUGAUUAGCUUGGACCCCCAUUUUGAAUUAGACAACACUAUAAAGAUAAAGCUGGGCACAAAACACCCAACCUGGUGGGUUUUAUUUGCAUGAGGGGAUGAUUGCAAUAUGAUGUAGGCAGUUUAAAAGCCUAGAUUGAUGAACCUAUGUACCCUGUUGACGUUACUGAGACUAGAUCUGCCAAACGGCCCUCAUCAGGCCCAUUCUUAGAUCAUCCAAUCAAUUAGCUGCUUUUUCCUUUAGCCUUGUCUGAGGGGACCAAUCUCUUCUCAGGCUGUAUGGAUACUAAACAUCAUAGCCUUGUUGAGAUUUCUUUGUAAUUUAUUUUUUAAAAUAAACAUUCGGACCACCUCUUUCUGCACCCUGAGGUUACAUGUUCUCCUGAACUUUGGAGAUCCUUUAUGUGAAGCAAAGCUGAACGAGUUGGAUUGUGUUUGACUGAACUGGAAGGCUCAAGAAGAAAAAGGGAAGGCCCUGGUGUCGUCAGGUUUUCCUUUUCUUCUCUGCUUUCGCCACCGUAAUUCAGACUGUUUCUGUUUUAUAGCAGCUCAGAGCCCAAGAGCUGCACAAACCUCACUGCUGACUGCAGCUGGGAGCUCUGCUAUGCAGAAAACACUUCUAACAUAUACCUCAGUAAUCGAAUACUCCUCAGCAGUCCAAUUCAGCACGCUCUUCUUUCUUGAUUCCUCAUCCUUUUUUUUAACUGUGACAUUUGACACAUACCUAGUGUCAGUCUGACUUGAUUCCUUUAAAAUCUCUUUAAACCGUAGGAAAUGUCUCACUACUUUAGUAUUCACAACUAUUUGGAUAUUUUGUUUAGUUUGUCCACCCUUUAAUGUGUUUAUUUCUCAUCUUGUACCCUGAAUGGUCAGAAUUUUUGCCAUUUGUUCUAAAGAAAGUCUUUCCAUGUUUGCACGGUGAGAAAAGCCGAAAUCUUAGUGGAAACAGGAGAUUGUAAACAGUGGAUCUGCAUGUGAAAAGUCUAAACCAUAGGCCUCUAGUUUGACUAAGGGUUUGGUAGCUUUUCCUGCCAGUGCAACGCGUGUUUGCACCUUUUGCUAAUAAAAUAUGAGUUUUUGUUUUGCCCGUCUACCAGCCGUAUAAGCUAUGCAAUUCAUACCGAGUUUAAAUCCCAAACUGGAACAUUUGUUCCAAAUUUUAUAACAGUUGCUUAGAUAAACCUGCAGAAAUUCCAAUAAUUAGCAUCAGUUUAAAAUAAAAAAAAAAGAUGUUUUUAAUUACUCCUUUUAGGCGAAACAAACAGCAUACGUCCAUGUGUAAAUAGAUUUAUAGGGGCUGAAUAAAGAAGCAUUAUAUUGUCCUUUUGAGCGGCACUAAGUAAAAAAAAAUCUGUUACAAUGAAAAUGUCGCACUGGUUUAUGACUUCAAUCAAGCUAGAGGCCUAUGUCAGUGAACUCAUGGGGUUUAUGAGUUUUAAAGAAACUGUUGAAGAGCCUCUAGGAGAAGUUGUGUGUUUGGGUAACGCCAGCGAUGGACCUGUCUGCACAAAGUUAGAUGUACAGAUUCAAGUAUGAGUAUGCAGUAAUACGACUGCAGCCCUUUUCAUGUUCCUUUGUUGGUCAGCAGCUCACAGCACUGUACAGACAUCAGAGCUGCCUUACAUUAACUCACCAGUAGCAGGAGAUUCAUCUGAGCAGUGGAAAGACAUUUGUUUCCAGAUGGAUUUUUUUUAUAGCUCAUCCUUUUGUUUAAUGGCAGUAUUAACAUUAUCUUCCCCUCAGUUUUUGCCUGGUGCUCGCUGUUAUUAGCUACUGUAGAUUUCAAAAUAGAAAAACAGCAGUUUUGGUAUAAUUUACAGUUUUUUUUAAAUUAUAAAUCAUUUGUUGUUUUUUUAUUUGUUGGUGUUUUUAGAAAAACUACUGGCAUGAGAGCCGUUUUAAAUGAAAGGUCGUGCUUAUUGGUGAAGGAAUGAAAUGAAGAAUGACAGAAUGCAUGUGGGUGGUUGUAGGGUGUUUGUGUAAUCAGUGUUUGGGCUCGCCAAGGUUCUUUUUUUUACAUCUAUGGAGCAUUUCUGUGCUCUCCUUCCUGUGACUGCUGAAGUCUGAACUUGUCAGACUCUAGAUGAUAAAUGCUCACUUUCAGUUUGCAUCUGUCUUCUGCAGCAGACAGAGCUGUUACCAGGAGCAGCUAUAGACUCUUUAGAUCCUACCUAAAUGUGCUACUAACACUACCACUGCUACUUUUAAGACUUUUUAUAGUCACAAGGUUUUAUUUUCUUCAUAAAUGUUGAAUUUCUAGUCAUUUCUUUCCUGAUUUUUCUCUCUUCUGCUGCUUGAGACACGUGACACAAACAGUAUGCAGGUCAAAGCCUCAGCGGGGCACAUGGGAGGUGUAUUUCAAACGCUUUCUGACAUGUGACUAAACAAAAUCAGCCUGGAGUGCAAUCCUCAGCUGUAACAGUAUUUUUGAAGUCCACACAGAACAGGCCGGUAAAACAAUUAAGUGUUGAAACUGCAUGCUCUUUCUUAACAGAAUGGUCGUUUCUGCUGAUUAUAAAACCCCUCAAAUAUAUUUUUAGCACCUGUGCCAUUCCUUUGUGCUCCUCUGACCUUUGUCUGCUUAUUAACUGCUGUGCUUUUUCACAAACUGUAUGUGAAACCUGAUAGCUGAAGGGUCUGAUUGUUAGAAAUCUGAGCCAUUAAUCUCAAGACCUCAUAGAUUAGGAGACUUUCAGCAAAAAUACGUUGUAGUGCUUUUGCCAAGGCAGAUAUCAUUUAUCAUUGUGAAGGACGGAUUUGUAACUUGGUUUCUACUUUAGAAAAGUAGCUUUCAUGUAUAUUUUAAUGUCAUUUUUACAGGUGUUGUUGUUUAAAUGCUGGUCGUAUAUUCAUGGUCCUACAACAACAUUCAGCCCAGGCCUUUCUGAAGCCUUACAUGGUGAAAUAUGCACAUAAUUUCUGUACAGCAAUUCUUAGCUUUCCUUUUCUAAUCUCCUUCAAGUUGCUGCAACUAAAUCUCCUCCGCCUCUCUGAUCGUCCUAAAUCUGCAGGCUUUUUGUCUUACUCAAGCUCUAACUGCUGGUUUAUUCAGUGCACAGCGUGUUCUAACAAGACCAGUGCCAUCACUAGUUCCGAAAUGAAAUCGUGCUGCUAGAGAAAAGUUUAUAAUAUUUUUUGUUUGCUAUAAUUUUAAACUUUGUGUCAAAAAAAUGUAAAAUCUUUUCUAAUAAACCUGCAAUAAAGCUGUUGCCAUUCA